CAAGCGCGGCGGGCGCGGUGGCCGGGGCGCGGGGGGGGCUUGGGCCGGCGAGGAUGGUGAACGUGGGGCUGCAGUUCCAGGCGAGCGCCGGGGACGCGGACCCGCAGAGCCUGCCACUGCUGCUGCUCGGGCAGCUGCACCACCUGCACCGGCCCUGGAGCCACGUCCGCGGGAAGUUGCUGCCCCGGGUCGCCGAGGAGCUCUGGCAGGCUGCCCUAAGCACGCUCAACCCCAGCCCCACGGACAGCUGUCCCUUCUACCGGAACUAUGCCACCGUGGCUGCCCUUCGCUACAGGGUGAGCCGGCACAAUAGCCCCUCGGCCGCGCAUUUUGUCACCCGGCUCGUGCGGACCUGCCUGCCGCCGGGAACCCAUCGGUGCAUUCUGAUGGUCUGUGAGCGGUCGGACGCCUUCGCCUCGGCCUGUGCCCUGGCCCGCACUUUCCCACUCUUCACCCAACGCUCAGGGGCAUCAUGGCUCCCGGAGAAGAAGACCGUCACAGUGAAGUUUUUCCUGGUGGGACAAGACAACGGGCCAGUGGAAGUGUCCACUUUGCAAUGUUUAACAAGUGUCACAGAAGGCGUGCGGCUGGCAGCCCGCAUUGUGGACACGCCCCGCAAUGAGAUGAACACGGACACCUUCCUCGAGGAGAUUAAGAAAGUUGGAAAAGAACUGGGGAUCGUCCCAACCGUUAUCCGGGACGAGGAGCUGAAGACGAGAGGAUUUGGAGGGAUCUGCGGUGUGGGCAAGGCUGCCCUCCACCCCCCAGCCCUAGCCGUCCUCAGCCACACCCCAGACGGAGCCACCCAGACCAUCGCGUGGGUGGGCAAGGGCAUCGUCUACGACACUGGGGGUCUCAGCAUGAAGGGGAAGACCACCAUGCCGGGGAUGCAGAGGGACUGCGGAGGCGCCGGGGCCGUGUGGGGGGCCUUCAGAGCCGCCGUCAAGCAGGGUUUCAAAGACACGCUCCACGCCGUGUUCUGCUUAGCUGAGAACUUGGUGGGACCCAGCGCCACGAGGCUGGACGACAUCCACCUGCUGUACUCAGGAAAGACUGUGGAAAUCAACAACACGGAUGCCGAGGGCAGGCUGGUGCUGGCAGAUGGCGUGUCCUUCGCGUGCAAGGACCUGGGCGCCGACAUCAUCCUGGACAUCGCCACGCUGACCGGAGCUCAGGGCAUCGCCACGGGCAAGUACCACGCUGCAGUGCUCACCAACAGCGCCGAGGGGGAGGCGGCCUGCAUGAAGGCUGGGCAGCAGUGCGGGGACCUGGUGCACCCGCUUGUCUACUGCCCGGAGCUGCACUUCAGCGAGUUCACCUCGGCCGUGGCCGACAUGAAGAACUCAGUGGCGGACCGGGACAACGGCCCCAGCUCCUGCGCCGGCCUUUUCAUCGCCUGGCACAUCAGCUUCGACUGGCCCGGGGUCUGGGUCCACCUGGACAUUGCCGCGGCCGUGCACGCCGGUGAGCGGGCCACGGGCUUUGGUGUGGCCCUGCUGCUGGCACUCUUCGGCCGGGCCUCUGAGGACCCUCUGCUGAACCUGGCGUCCCCGCUAGGUUGUGAGGUGGACGCCCAGGAGGGGGACGCGGAGAGGGACUCCAAGAAGCGCAGGCUCGUGUGACACGGUUGCCCCACCCGGCGACGCUGGGCUCUUUACCUCACUUUGCACUGAUUAAUUGUAAGCAAUUGGAAGAUUAUACCUUAAGAUGAAGAAAAAAAAAUCCAGUUAGAAAAUAUGCAAAAGAGGACUUCCCCAGUGGGGAAGACUCCACGCUCCCAAUGCAGGGGGCCCAGGUUCAAUCCCUGGUCAGGGAACUAGAUCCCGGAUGCAUGCCGCAACUAAGAGUUCACAUGCCGCAAGUAAGAAGUCCACAUGGGGCUUCCCUGGUGGGGCAGUGGUUAAGAAUCCUGCCAGUGCUGGGGACACGGGUUCGAGCCAUGGUAGGGGAAGAUUCCACAUGCUGCGGAGAAACUUAAGGCCAUGCGCCACAACUACUGAGCCUGCACUCUAGAGCCCGUAAGCCACAACUACUGAACCCACGUGCCUAGAGCCCGUGCUCUGCGACAAGAGAAGCCACCACAAUAAGAAACCCACGCACCACAACGAAGAGUAGCCCCCGCUCGCUGCAGCUAGAGAAAGCCUGUGCACAGCAAUGAAGACCCAGUGCAGCCAAAAAAAAAAAAAAGGUCCACAUGCUGCAACUAAGAAGUCUGCCUGCCGCAACUAAAGAUCCCACGUGCCACAAUUAAGACUUGGUGCAGCCUAGAUAGAUAGAUAGAAAGAAAAUAUGCAAAAGACAUGGCCAGAUAUUUCACUAAAAAGGAUAUACAAAUGGCAAAUAAGCACAUGAAGAUGUUUAAUAUCAUUAAUUAUUAAGGAAAUGCAAAUGAGAUAUCACCACACACUUAUUAGAAUAGGUAAAAUAAAAUAUAGUGAUAACACCAGAUGCUUGUGAGGGGAUGUGGGGAAACUGGAUCACUCAUACAUUGCUGGUGGGGAUGUAAAAUGGUACAGCCACUCUUGAAAACAGUUUGGCGGUUUCUUAUAAAACUAAACUUGCAGCUACCAAAUGACCUAGAAAUUGCAGUGUUGGGCAUUUAUCUGAGAGAAAUGAAAACUUAUGUUCACAUAAAAAUCUGUACGCAAAUGUUCAUGACAGCUUUAUUUGUAAUAGCCCAAAAGUGGAAACAACCCAGAUAUCAUUCAACAGGUAAGUGGAUAAACUGUGGUAUAUCCCUACCGUGGAACACUACUCAGCAAUAAAAAAGAACAAACUAUUGAUACAUACAGCAACUUGGGUGAAUCUCCAGGGGAUUAUACUAAAUUUUAAAAGCCAAUGAGAAAAGGUUACGUACAAUAUAAUUAUAUUUAUAUAAAAUUUAGGAAUGAAAAAAUUUUAGAAAUGGAGGAAAGAUUAAUGGUUGUCAGAAGUUAGGGACAGAACUGUAGGUAAGGGAGGUAGGGGGAGGAAUCGAGAAGGAGGUAGUUGUGGUUAUAAAAGGGCAACACAGGGAUCCUUCUGGAAUGGAACUGUUCAGUAUCUUGACUGUGGUAGUGGAUACAUGAACCUACAAAGGUGAUAAAAUUCUGUGCAACUUAAUACACACACACACACACACACAAAUAAGGACAAGGAAGAGACUUGGGAAAUCUAAAUAAGAUCGGUGGAUUAUAUCAGUGUCUUACCCACCAAAGUGGUAAGGAGGCCCUGAAAGAUCAAGAGUGAAACAGUCUUAGUGAACAAUGUAGAUGCUAGAAUAGAAAGAAUGACAAAUCUCAGACUGUGGGUUGAAAAUUGCCAAGAAGUGGCAGCAUAUUUUCAAAUUUUUCAUAUUAACUUAAUUUUAAAUUAA
Molecule: messenger RNA, 3355 nt
Organism: Physeter macrocephalus (sperm whale)
Lineage: Eukaryota; Metazoa; Chordata; Mammalia; Artiodactyla; Physeteridae
Product: probable aminopeptidase NPEPL1
Biological process (GO): proteolysis
Cellular component (GO): cytoplasm
Molecular function (GO): manganese ion binding; metalloaminopeptidase activity
Source: RefSeq, a predicted model, not a curated record